This is a messenger RNA of Hydatigera taeniaeformis, 1539 nucleotides long. The record is from the annotation of a GenBank genome assembly. Lineage: Eukaryota; Metazoa; Platyhelminthes; Cestoda; Cyclophyllidea; Taeniidae.
AUGGAAACUAAGGACACCGAUGCCCAUACCGAUGCAAAAGUUGACUCUAUGGAAAGUAUAGGCAAUCUGAAUCAGGUUCUUUAUUCCAUCCAUUCAUCUGAUCCACAGGCGGAAAGUGACAGACCCUUAUUUGAUUGCGACAAUGCCAUUACAGGAGCUACUGAGAAGUCCAGGCAUCCUUUAGAGAUUGAGGAUUCGGCUUCACAAAGAACCGCUGAGGUAUUCACUAAUGAUGCAGAUCUGAAAGAGAAGAUUCUAAGUCCGCUGAGCUACGUCGAUACCACAGGAGUGGAUUCUCCUGAUAUUAUUAAUCUUAGCAGUGAUUUUGCACAAGCGUCUUCUCGAUCGUCGAAAAUCAAUUCCUUAGACGCUAGCGUCGAGGUUUCAGAAGUAAAUAAGGAGUUCAAUAGUGUAAAUAGUCCUCAAGCAUCGAUAUCUACCUCAGGAGGCGGGAAUGAUAACCAAGCUAUUGACCCACCUUCAACACCGAAGAGAUGCCAAGAUGGCCAGAAAUCAGUGCUCUGUAGCGUUGAGGAACCAGAAGCAAAUGUAUGUGCUACAUUACAUGGUCAGGAUUGCUUGAAGACCUGUCAUUUCGUAAAACUACAGUCCUCAGACUAUGGAGAUGGCAAUAUUGAUUCUACACAAUGUCCAAUUUCUGAGGAGGAGUCAAUACAAUCGGAUUCGUUAUUAACAGAGAGCAAUAGAAAUGUACGUCCUAACCCAGAAAACCUCACUUCCGUUCUGAAUUCUUUAACCGAAAAGGACCAUGAGCAGGACAUUUUAGCCUCUGCCUUUUCCUCCAUUGGCGAAAAGGAAGAUCCAAAUCAAAUUGCGAUCCUUCAAGCCGAAGUUGAGGAAUUGACAAAAAAAUUGCUGCGCUCUCAAGAGCAAAUGGAAAUCCUUCUGGAGGAGAAACAGCGGUGGUUAGCGGGACGCCAACAACAAACUCAGUCCUCCGCCAAGCAAAAGAUCAGUGUCUCUUCAGACACAGCUGCCAUCGUGGUCAAGUUUGCUCAGUCUGAACAACAGCGAAUAAGGGCCGAGGCAAAAGUAGAAGAGUUAGAAGCCACGAUUACUCGUUUGAAGUCACGAAGCAUCCUUACUCCCGAUUCGGCCAUCCCCAGCAAACAGUUGGAAUCUAUGGAGGAGUUUAAUAAGGCCCUCGUGGAGGCUCGCGAGCGGGCGGAGCAUUUACGGCAUGCGUUGCGACAAGAGGAGACUCGAGUAAGCGAUCUUAGCUCAAAGUUGGCUACCACUCGCGAGGCCCAUCGGAACGAGCAGAAACGCGCCGCCGGACAGGCGGAAGUAAUAAGUAAACUCAAUCGCGACAUUGAUUCCCUCAAACGACAGCUCCAAGAGGCAAACAAAGUGCGAGAGCGAGAAGCUAAACGACUGUGUGAUGAGGUUGCUCUUCACGAGACCACGGAGAAGUACAACAGGGCCCUCUCUGAAGUGGCUACUCUUCAGGAACGCAUCGCGCAAUUGGAAGAAGUGGAAAAGUUCAAGAUGGAGUUAGAGAGCAGAUAUGAGGCGUAA